AUGAUUACCAAUGUCCACCCAGGUGACUACUGCGUCAACUUCACCUUCACCCCAGUCCAGAAGAUUAUGUACAUGGUCUCACCCAUUGGCCAAGACAAUAAGUUUGACCAGUCCGGAGGCCAUUGCUUCACCGUCUCCCCCGCCACAACCAAGAAUCACCACUACAGAGCAUGGCUCGGAAUGCACAUCCCACCCGUCUACAUCCGCGGCCACGCCUUCUUGGAUGAGAACCAAGACGGAAGUGACAACAAGGUCGAACAAUUACUUGCUGGCAUCGAGAUCUCAUUGCUCGAUGGCAACAACCAUCUGAUCAAGACCAUAACGACAGUCCCAAGCACUGACCGUAUCAACCAGUUCAGAUUCGACAACCUUGCACCAGGCAACUAUUGUAUGAAGGCUGUUGAUCCAUCCCACAAGUAUGUCACUGGACCAAUGGGUGUAUCCAACACCUUCAACUCAUCUUCACUCUACUGCUUCACCAUUCGUGCCAAGGACGGUUCAUGGAUCGUCCUACCAGGAUUCAUUCCAGCCUUCAGAGUUGUAGGAUUCGCUUGGAAUGAUGAGAACAACAAUGGCGCCUUUGAAUCAUCUGAGCAGAAGCUUACUGGAGUCAAGGGUGAGCUUACUCUUAAGGAUGGCACCCAUGUUGCCAAUUUGGCCGACGACUUCCACGUUGAUAAUUUGAAGGCAGGUGACUAUUGUAUCCAGAUGAAGCUCACUCCAGAUCAGCUUGCCAAGUACCUCAUCGCCGCCCAAGGCACUGACAACCACUAUGACAAGGAUGGCAAGUACUGCUUCUCCCUCACCAAAGAUAGUCCAGUUGCCAAUGCACCAAUUGGUCUCUAUUCACCAAAGAUAUCCGUCCAAGGACAUGCCUACGAGGACCUCGACAAGAAUGGAGGUGACAACCAAGUUGAGCCACUGCUCGGAGGUAUUGUUGUUACUUUGAAGAAUGCCGAUGGUGAUGUACUCAACACAUGGACCACCGAUGCCAAUGCACCAAGAAGGGGUCAAUUCAAGGCUGAGUUGCACCCUGGAAGGUAUUGUAUGUCCGCUGUUGAUCCAAGUGGAAAGUUCAUCAUUGGACCAAAGGGUAUCUCCAACACCUUUGACCCACAGGGCAACUUCUGCUUCACCAUCAGACCAACCGACACCACAUGGAGUAUUUACCCAGGAUUCACCCCAGCUUUCAAGAUUACUGGAUUUGUAUGGAAUGAUGUUGAUCUCAAUGGAAACUUUGUUGACACUGAGACCAAGUUGGAUGGAUUCACUGCUAAGCUCACGACCAUUGGUGAGUUUGUAGCCGAUAUCGCACCAAAUGCCGCCAAUGGAUUCACCUCACCCAGUCUCAUCGCUGGUGAUUAUUGCAUCCAUUUCGAACUCACUCCAGAACAAAUGGAACUAUACCUCAUCUCACCAAUUGGCAACGACAACAAGUAUGACAAGGAUGGCAAGUACUGCUUCGCCCUCAACAAGGACACCACCGACAGCAACCAUAUACUCAAGGCACCACUCGGACUCACCAUUCCAAAGAUCAAUAUCUCUGGUCGGGCAUUCAUGGAUUCAAACAAGGAUGGUGGAGACAACAAUGAGGAUUUGAUUGGAGGAAUCGUUAUCACAUUCAAGGACAGCAAGGGUGAAGUGAUUCAAACAAUCACCACUGAUGUCAAUGCUCCAGACAGGACACAGUUCAAGUUUGAUAUUACACCAGGAAGCUACUGCGCACAUGCUGAGGAUCCAAGUGGAAAGUACAUCAUUGGACCAAAGGGUAUCUCCAACACCUUUGACGACCAAGGCAACUACUGCUUCAAGAUUAGGGCAACAGACACUCCAUGGAAGAUAUUGCCAGGAUUCACUCGUGUUUUCAAGAUUAAUGUAUUCGCAUGGAAUGACGUUGAUAACAAUGGAAACUUUGUUGACACUGAGACCAAGUUGGCUGGAUUCAAAGGUACAAUCACUACUGUUGGCAAACCUGUUGUAAAUUUCACAACUGAUGCCACCAAUGGAUACACCACUCCCAAUCUCCUCGCCGGUGAUUAUUGCAUCCAGUUCGAUUUCACUCAAGAGCAAAAGGAUCAAUACCUUGUCUCACCAGUUGGCAACGACAACAAGUAUGACAAGGAUGGCAAGUACUGCUUCACUCUAGACAAGGACACUGCCGACAGCAACCAUCUGCUCAAGGCACCACUUGGACUCAACAUUCCAAAGAUCAAUGUCUCUGGUCGUGCAUUCAUUGAUUCUAACAAAGAUGGAUCAGACAACGUUGAGCCAAUGCUUGGAGGAGCCAUUAUCACAUUCAAGGACAGCAAAGGUGGUGUGCUUCAAACAAUCACCACUGAUGCCAAUGCUCCAGACAGGACACAAUACAAGUUUGAUCUUCCACCAGGAAGAUACUGCGCACAUAUUGAAGAUCCAAGUGGAUUGUACAAGAUUGGACCAAAGGGUAUCUCCAACACCUUUGACGACCAAGGCGACUACUGCUUCACGUUAAGGGCUACAGAUACUCCAUGGAAGAUAUUGCCAGGAUUCGUUCCAGAUGGCUUCAAGGUUGUUGGAUCCGCAUGGUCCGAUUUGAACAAUGAUGGUAUCAAGGAUGCUUCCGAGACUACUUUAAUCGCUGGAAUUGCUGGAUCACUCACUGAAAAGGUCUCAGGAAAUGAGGUUACCAAGGUUACCACUACCAGCACCGGUGAUUACAAGUUGCGUGUUCAGAACUCUGGCGAUUAUUGCCUCACCUUCUCUCUCACUAACGAUCAGAAGAAGGCAUACAAAGUGUCACCAAUUGCCGCCAACAACAAGUUUGAUGCUGAUGGAAAGUACUGCUUCACUGUUGAUUCGACCACUGUCAAUGCCAAGAAUGAGUUCCCAGCACCUCUGGGACUCUAUGCCCCUCUAUUCGUGAUCCAGGGUCAUGCCUAUGAUGACCUCGACGCCAGUGGAGGUGACAAUGGAGGUGAACCUUUGCUUCCUGGUAUUGACAUCACUCUCACCAAGGCCGAUGGCACUCCGAUCAACAAAUGGACCACUGCCUCGGGUACUGCCCGUACUGAGCAGUGGAUACAGAGAGACAACCCAGUUGGAGACUACUGUAUGACCGCCGUAGAUACAAGUGGCAGGUACAGGAUUGGACCAAAGGGUAUCUCCAACGCCUUCGACCCCCAAGGCAAAUACUGUUUCUCUCUUACUACAGCAGACAAGACUCAAAAGAUGCUUGUCCUUCCAGGUUUCGUUCCAAACUUCAAGGUAAUGGGAGUUGCAUGGAGUGAUUUGAACAAGGACGGUAUCAAGGAUGCCUCUGAGACCACAAUGAUCCAGGGCGUUACUGUUACACUCACUGAGAAGGUCUCAGGAAAUGAGAUUACCAAGGUAACCACGCCAAGCACCGGUGCUUACUCAUUCGAUCUUCCUAAGGAGGGUGUUGAGUACUGCCUCACCUUCAUGCUCACUCCUGAGGAUAGGAUACUAUAUAUCUCGCCACCAGUUGCUGCUGACAACAAGUUUGCUUCAGAUGGAAAGUACUGCUUCACCGCAGACAGGACGACCGCCAACUCCAACUUUGAGGUCAAAGCUUCAAUAGGACUCAACAUACCACUGGCUACUAUCCAGGGUCAUGCCUAUGAAGACCUCAACAAAGAUGGAAGUGACAACGACGCUGAACCAUUAAUUGGAGGCAUCAUCGUCACUUUGACGAAAGCAGAUGGCACUCAGAUCAACAAAUGGACCACUGAUGCGAAUGCACAACGUGUCAAACAGUUCGUUGAGCCCAAUGUUAUUCCAGGAGACUACUGUUUGACUGCCACUGACCCAAGCGGCAAGUACAUCAUUGGACCAAAGGGUCAAUCCAACAAAUUCGAUGCCCAAGGAAAGAAUUGCUUCACCAUCCUCAAAACAGGUGAUCCUAUUUUCAAUGCCGUCCCAGGAUUUGUUCCCAAGUAA
This is a messenger RNA of Acytostelium subglobosum LB1, 3936 nucleotides long. RefSeq lists its product as hypothetical. NCBI's taxonomy places the organism in Eukaryota, Evosea, Eumycetozoa, Acytosteliales, Acytosteliaceae. The record is from RefSeq and is a predicted model, not a curated record. The transcript is spliced from 14 exons. Bases 1 to 3936 code for a protein of 1311 amino acids.